AUGACAGAAUUAAAUAGUAAUAAUAAUAAUACGGAAAACAUAGAAAACCAACAAAAUAAUAAUAAUAAUACCAAUAAUGCAGUUGUAUUUGGAUCAAAAUAUAAACAUAAUUUAAGAUCCACAGUUUCGAUUGAAAGAACACCAAAUAAAUAUAGUGAUAUAAUUGAUUUACUAUUAUCACCAGAUUUAGAGAUUGUGUCAUCAUUAUGUUCGACAACAUUAGUUAGAGAAACAGUACCAAAUUCAGUUCAUAUAUCAGAAUAUUUAAUUGUUUUUUUCGAAUAUCAUUGUAAUUUAAAAUCAUCAUAUAUAUUAAAAUGGGCUAUCGAUAAAGAAAUUGAAAAUACAUCCAAUUCAGCUACAUUAUUUAGAGGAUUAAGUACAGCAACAAGAUUAAUUUCAGCAUUUUAUAAAAGAGUUGGAGAAAGUUAUUUGAAAUAUUUAUUACAACCAUUUGUUAUUGAUCUUUGUAGUAGAAAUUUUUCAUUUGAAAUUGAUCCGGAAAAAGCAGGAAAGGGUGUAAAUAUUCAAGCAAACUUGGAAAAAUUAAUAACAAUUACUCAACAACUUUUAGAUAAAAUUUUAGAUUCUGUUGAUCAAUGUCCUUUACCAAUAAGACAAAUUUUAAAUCAUACACAAGAAAAAGUUGAAAAAAGAUUUAAAUCAAUGAAAACAACAGUAGUUGGUGGAUUUAUAUUUUUAAGAUUUAUAUGUCCAGCAAUUGUUGCACCAGAAGCAUUUGGAUUAAUACCUAGAGAAGAAGAACCAACCUCUGAAACUAGAAGAGGUUUAGUAUUAGUUUCAAAGUUACUUCAAAAUUUGGCAAAUGAAAUGCCAUUUGGUUCUGGUAUUAAAGAGGAAUAUAUGUCUUAUUUAAAUGAUUUCAUUACAAAUAAUUCAACAAGAAUUCAUGUUUUCUUUGAUAGUUUAGCUCAAGAUCCAACUCAACAACAACAACAAAUACAACCAUUACAACAACAACAACAACAACAACAACAACCUUCAUCAACUUCUACAAAUCUUAAUGCCACAAAUAAUAAUAAUAGUAAUUGUAGUAGUAACCAUACAAGUAGUAAUAAUAUUGGAAGUGGUGUAUCAACACCAAAGUUAACAAGUACACCAUUGGGUUCUGUUCAACAAUCAAGUGGUAACCAUAAUGAAGAUUCAAAUAGUAAUAAUAAUAAUAAUACUACUAAUACUACUACCACUACUAAUAAUAAUAAUAACAACAAUAUAAAUAAUAACAACAACAAUAAUAAUAAUAAUAGUAGUAAUAAUAAAUUAAAUUCAAUUAUAAUGACUGAGGAUUCAAUAACCGAUAAUUUAAAUGUACUUAUGAAUCAAAUCAUAGAAAAUAGAGAGAAAAUUGAAAAUUAUAUACAAGAGAAUGGAAAUAUAGAUUCAUCAUCUGAUAUUAUUAAAAGAUUGGAUACCUCAUUACAAGCUGCAAAACAAAAAGCAUCAUAUUUUAAUUUUUGGGGAAGAGGAAAAGAUAAGAGUAAUAUUAGCGGUAGUGGUGGUGGUGGUGGUGGUAGUAGCGGUGGUCCUACAACAAGUAAUGGAAAAUUAAAGAAAUCACCAUCUGCUGGAGUAGUUUCCAAUUCAAAUCAUAUUCAACAAUUACAAGAAAAAGAAAGAGAAAAAGAAAGAGAAAAAGAUAAAGAUAAAGAAAAAGAUAAAGAUAAAGAAAAGGAUAAAGAUAAAGAAAAACAUGCUAGUCAAAAGAAAUUACAAUUAAGUCAAUCACAACAUACUUUAGUAUUAGAUGGUAUAAGUACUAAUGGUGGUAAUAUUAAUAAUAAUAGCAAUAAUAAUAAAUCUCUUUUAAAAAAUCAGGGUCAAUUAUCAGAAGAAUUGGAAAUGAGAGAUCAAAAAGAAGUUGAUAAUUUAAAUUUAAUGGCAGAGAAUUCAAGAUUAAAAAAAGAAUUGGAAGAUGCAAAAUCAAGAAAUAAUUUAUUAAGAAAGUUGAGAGAAGAAUUAGAACGUGAAAAAAGUGAAAAAAAGGAAUUGAAAUUAUUAAUUAAAAGGUGUAAUGAUAGAUUGAAAUCAUUGGAUGAUCAAUUGGAUUUAAUUAAUGAUUUACAACCUUGGGUUGAUGAUAAUCCUCCAAGUGGUAAUCAUGAUUUACAAUCGUUGAUUGAAGAAACUCUUGGUGUUGGUGGUAGUUUAUCAAAUAGAAAGAAAUCAAAUUCUUCACUUGGUAUAUCAAAAGUUCGUGGUUAUGAUACUGCUCCAACAACUCCAACCAAUACAAUCUUAUCUUCUUCAACUACGAAUAUACCUUCAAUUACAAAUGCAAUGAUUAAUCAUAAUAAUAUUAAUGUUAAUAUUUGUGCUAUUAAUGGAAGUAAAGAUACUACUAGUAGUAGUACUUUAAUAUCUGCAACUUCAACACCAACAAUAUCAAUCGUUGAUAAUUGCACAACCGCUACAUCUUCAUUACAACCAUCACCACAACCAAAUUCUCAAUCUGUAAAUUUAAAUCAUUCAACAAAUUAUAUUCCACAUUUAGAUGUUUCUUGUGAUAGUAAUAAUAGUAGUACUACAAGUAGUUUUUAUAAUAAUCAAAAUAAUUUAAAUUCAAAUAACAAUAUAAAGAAAUCAUCAACAAAUCAAAGUAUAUCUGAAAGUUUAAUGUCUGAAAUUUCUGAGGCUGAUGAAAGUAAAUCUGGUAGUAAUAUUUCAAUUAGUAGUGCCACAAUUCAUUCAAAUAGUGGUGGUAAUAAUAAUAAUAAUAAUAAUAAUAAUAAUAAUAGCGGCAGCAAUGGUAAAGGUUCAAAUUCAACAUCAGGUCUAAGUAGAAAAAAUUCAACAACUUCUGAAAUGUCAAUGGCUGACCCAACAAAUUAUGAAAAUCAAAAUUUAAUAAUUCAAACUGUUGUAGAAGGUGGUGAAAUUUUAGAUGAUUCUGCUUGUGAUUUAUUGGAAUUCUUAAAAGAAGUUGCAUCAAAACAAGAAUUACAAAAAUCUAAAGAAAGACAAAGACUUCAAGAAGAAAAAGAAAAUAAAGCCAAAAAUUCUGUAUUCUUUAAAUUCUCCUCAAAAUUCUCUUCAAAAAGGAGAUCCAAAGAUGGAAAAAAUCAACCACUCUCUCCACCAUUAUCAUCACAAAAUAGUCAACAAGAAAAAGAUUCUCCAAAUUCUGGUGCAGCAUUAUCUUUAAAUAAUUAA
This is a messenger RNA of Dictyostelium discoideum AX4, 3171 nucleotides long. Its product is annotated as Ras GTPase activation domain-containing protein. The transcript has 4 exons. The record is from RefSeq and is a predicted model, not a curated record. NCBI's taxonomy places the organism in Eukaryota, Evosea, Eumycetozoa, Dictyosteliales, Dictyosteliaceae. Bases 1 to 3171 code for a protein of 1056 amino acids.